AUGGAAAAGUUCGUCCUCUUUGAACAGUACGGUACUGCUCUAUCAGUAGAACUCUAUCAAGUGUUUGGUGAGCGUAUGCUGGGCCCUGUCAAGUGGGCGAUGGUGCCUUGUAUUGCGAUGUCUGCUGCCGGCAUCACCAACGUCAUCAUUUUCACCUCCAGCAGGUUAAACUUCGUUGGCGGCAGAGACAACGUCUUCCCUCGAUUCCUUGGAAUGGUGAAUGCAGAAAGGAAGACGCCCAUGCCGACAGUCCUACUCGUGUUCGCCUUUUCGCUGGUCAUUGUAUGUCUGGGCGAUGUGAAGAGCAUCAUCGGGACCUACUCCUUUGUGAGGGCUCUACCUGAAGCUGUGGCCAUAGUUGGCAUACUGCGUCUGAGGAGAAAGUUUCCAGACUCCCAUGACCUGUACAAGGUACCCCUGGUGUUCCCCAUCAUCUUCGUCGUGUUCUUCUUCACACUGUCACUGACCGCCAUUGCCUACCAACCGGUCAAGUUCCUUGUGCCACUGGCCAUAGUGCUCCUGGCUGUCCCAGUCUAUAUCGUAUCUGGCUCAGCCUGGUGGCAGAAUGGUCCCUCCGUCUCAUUCAACGGGAUGGAAAAGACAGCUCGCAGUAGAGCAGGCAUACGAGAGAUGGAGAGUAAGAAAGAGACAGAUGCGCGAGAUCGAAAAUGA
This is a messenger RNA of Haliotis rubra (blacklip abalone), 672 nucleotides long. RefSeq names its product asc-type amino acid transporter 1-like. Lineage: Eukaryota; Metazoa; Mollusca; Gastropoda; Lepetellida; Haliotidae. Gene Ontology annotation, biological process: amino acid transmembrane transport. Gene Ontology annotation, molecular function: L-amino acid transmembrane transporter activity. The record is from RefSeq and is a predicted model, not a curated record. The transcript is spliced from 7 exons. Bases 1 to 672 code for a protein of 223 amino acids. Gene Ontology annotation, cellular component: membrane.